Trichomonas vaginalis G3 is the source of this 378-nucleotide messenger RNA. RefSeq names its product Bet v1-like family. The record is from RefSeq and is a predicted model, not a curated record. The transcript has a single exon. Bases 1 to 378 code for a protein of 125 amino acids. Gene Ontology annotation, biological process: phospholipid transport. Lineage: Eukaryota; Parabasalia; Trichomonadida; Trichomonadidae.
AUGACUGUUGAGCAGGAGAAUGGCUCUGAAAGGUAUGCAAUUGCUCAUAGAACCAUGGAUGAUACUGACGAAAAAGGAGGAAUUCAAAGAGAAAUUUUCGAACAGCGCCAAUACCACGAAAAAGAUGCACUUUAUACAAAGCUUCGUUACAGGUAUAAGAAGAAAAUCCCAACGCUUCUGAAAUGGUUCCUUCCUUCCUAUAUAACAGAAGUAAUCGAAGAAACCUACGAUCAGUUUCCACUAAAAACAUCAUUAUAUAGUAUAAAUAAUAAACCAGAAAUCCUUAAAUUCUCAGUAACACAAAUUGUUAGCGAAUUCAUCGGCGAAGAUCAAGUUUACGAUGAUGACACUUAUUACACUCCUGAGGAGCUUAAAUAG